This is a messenger RNA of Trichomycterus rosablanca, 3969 nucleotides long. It is a transcript of the gene znf526, whose product is annotated as zinc finger protein 526. The transcript has 8 exons. Gene Ontology annotation, molecular function: DNA-binding transcription factor activity, RNA polymerase II-specific; RNA polymerase II cis-regulatory region sequence-specific DNA binding. Lineage: Eukaryota; Metazoa; Chordata; Actinopteri; Siluriformes; Trichomycteridae. The record is from RefSeq and is a predicted model, not a curated record. Gene Ontology annotation, biological process: regulation of transcription by RNA polymerase II. The coding region runs from base 329 to 3457 and encodes 1042 amino acids.
GAAAUUGAUAUAAUCCAUCCGCCGCGCUCUUUAUAUACCGGAUUAUUCUUUCAGUGGUAUAUAGUGUACAUAUUCUCCUUGGUUUGGCUAAAAUUACGCGCCCGACAGCCAGUAACGGUCUUGCAGAGACUCGAGAGCCCGGAGCAUGAGGACUACCCGAGCGGAGGCCACCCAGUCACGAUGAAGAUGCGGAUCCGUCUGAAACAUGAAAACGCUCCAUGAACUCCAAAUCUGAUGCUUAUAACCUAAAAAUCACAGUCCCAAUUAUUGCCAUUUCUUAAUAAAACAGACAAGACUGCUCACCAGAACUACGACCAAAUCUGUGACCAUGAGUGUGCAACAGGAAGAAUAUGUGGAGCAUCAGUACAUGUGCAGUGAGUGUCAUCAGCUCUUCAAUACCCUUGAGGAGGUGUUGAUACACCAACAAAUACACACUGGCGUUGAGAUGGAAGAUGUGGUGGAUUUUUCCGUCCAUGAUGAUGCAGAGGAGAGUCAGUAUCAGUGUCUGGAAUGUGGUUCCAUCCUCAGUAACUCGGAGGAACUGCUGCUCCAUCAAGAGAUGCACAUGAGAGAGGCUGGGCUGAAUGCAGAACAAGAACUGUGUGAGGUGGCUGAAACAGAAGAAGCAGUUGCAGCCGUGCCAAUUCAGUACCAGUGCCUGGAGUGCCUGGCCCUCUUUGACACCGCUGAACUGUGGAUGGCACACAGACAGACACACAAGAUCAGCACAAACAGUAACAUGUCAGACACUUUUGUUCUACAGCCCAAUGGUACAGUCACUCCCGUCUCCAGUGUGCAAAAUCUGGUGCUUGAUGAACGGAGGGCGGGACAGAUCCUGACUUUAGCCCAGGCUCUGCGAGACCAGCAGAACACAUCCAAACCUGCAGCUCAACCCAAAGCCACCUUGCUGCCAAGCACCUCACCCAUGCCUGCCUCCACCUCUGCCAUGCUCCGACUCCAGUUCUGCUCUGCGCAGGCAAUCGCAGAUGGCUCUGUAUCAAAGACUGCCCGAAAAGUCAAGCUCCUCCCUCACCUUCUACCCUCUGAGCCUAUUAGGUUAGAGAACGGUGUUGCCAUGCUCAAUCUUCUUUCCUCGGUCAAUCACACAGAUAUGGGGAAGCACGCUGGCGAAGAGGUGUUGAUCAUUCAUCCGUACGAGUGUUCCGAAUGUAACCUGCUGUUCAGCACGCCGGAGGAUUUCCUCCACCACCAGGGAGAGCACUUUCUGGCACAGGAUAAAGAGAGCGGGGGUGCAGGGGUCAUGUUAGGGUAUGAGGACAGCACUGGGAUGAAAGAUGAUGAAAGAAAAGAUGAGAUGAAAGAGGAUAGGAAGCCACAGCAGAAGAAGGGAGAAACCGCAGGACGUCUGUACGCCGCCAGAUCGACGGGUCUCGGUUUGAAUUCCUCAGUUUCUUCCGCCAACCUGCAAUGUGAGGAGUGCAAUCGGACUUUCACCACAGCCAAUCGGCUUGCAGCGCAUCUCCGUGUGCACGAGCAGGGAACACACGAGUGCCCGGAGUGCGACAAGGUGUUCAAGAAGGUGGGAUCGCUGCAGACGCACAUGCGCACGCACUCCGGCGAGGCUCGCUACCUGUGUGUAGACUGCGGUCACAGCUUUACUACAGAGAUGACCCUCAUCAUACACAGGAAGUCCCAUACAUCUGAGCCACUUCACAGCUGCCCUGUCUGUGCCAAGACUUUUACCAACAUGACCAAGUUCCUGUACCACCGUCGCACUCACACAAAUCGUGAACCAGUCAGCCCUGCCACUACAGUUCCACUGACUCAGCGGUCGCCUCUUUCCAUAAUGCAGAGGGCACGUGAGAGACAGGCUGCAUGGGUUAAACAGAAACAGUCAAGACUUCUGGCACCUGUAACUAUUAAACUAGACUCUAAUGAGAGCAUUUUGGAGGCAGCUACCUCUUCUGUUAAGGUAGCAGUGAAUGGGGUGCAGGCUGCAGAUAGUACCACAGAUGAGGCACAAAACCAACAGACCAAUCCAGACAAUCCAGGCCCAGACGUUCUGAAUGAUUUAGACAAAUGGCAGGCUCCUAUCGGCGAAGAGGACUUGAAGUUCCCCUGCUCAACCUGCAACAAAGUCUUCCCCUCUCAGAUCCGCUUGCUAAGUCACCACAGAACUGCUCACUCCAGCGAGCGCAGCUUCAAAUGCAACAUCUGUGGCAAGCCGUUCAAGAAGCAGAUUCACCUUCGAAACCACCUCCGAACACACACGGGCGAGCGUCCGUUCCAGUGCAGCGUGUGCGGCAAGACCUUUUCCUCCCUGGCCAACCUGACACGCCAUGGCCUGACGCACACUGGGGUAAGGCCUUACCGCUGUGACUACUGCCACAGGGCUUUUACACAGUCCUCCAACCUGCGCCAGCACCGUCUGCUUCACAGUAACCCCACACCGUCGGCGUGUCCGGACUGCCCGGCCAAAUUUGUCCAGCCAGCCAAGCUUAUUGCUCACCGUUUUCUCCACCAUUCAGGGUCGCCGGCACCUUACCCCUGCCCACACUGCCCCGAAGGGUUCUUGCGCAAAAAACAAAGGGACAUGCACUGCCUGGAGGAGCAUCCCAACCUCACACAACCAUUUACAGAUAGCUCUCAGAACCAAGGUCAGACAGUGUCUAAUGAGAGCACUGAGCAGUCGGCUGUAGUUCUGACUCAAAAGCCAAACUUGGACUGCACAAUUUGUGGCAAGCGCCUUAACUCGGCCGCCAACCUACGCUUGCAUCAACUGAGCCACGGGUUAGGGCCGGGGCGCCCACGUGGAUCUAGCUCAGCCUCUGGAAAAUCGCACCCAUGCCCUGUGUGUGGAAAGCUGUUCGUUUCGGCAUCAAGCGUCACGUUGCACCAGAGGGUGCACACUGGCGAACGACCGUACCCUUGCGCAGUUUGUGGAAAGCGCUUCCGGCAGAACACUCACCUUCGCGAGCAUCUGCGCACACAUUCGGGCGAGCGGCCCUUCCGAUGCGAGUUUUGCAACAAAGGCUUUGUACAGAGCAUGCACCUAGCUGAGCACCGACGCACACAUACCGGGGAAAGGCCGCAUGUAUGCACCGAGUGUGGAAAGGCCUUUAAGACCAUCUCAAACAUGAGGAACCACCGCAAGAUCCACAACAAGCCAAAACAAGAGGUGGAGCAGAGCAAAGAUGUUGGUUUGGAAACUGCCUUGGAGACCAAUCUGGCAACAGUUACAGUGGUCAAUGCUUCUGAGGUGAAUCUUAGCCAGGAAAGCAUCCAACUAGGGCAGCCACAAGUCAUACAGAUUCAAACCUCCAGUCUUGAGCAGACUCAGGGCACUCCAACCAUCAUGUGUAAUGAGUUUGGUGAGGCGAUAGCCAUCAUCGAGACGAGUGGAGACCUGGCGGAGGCUAUAGAGCUUUACCAGACUGCGCUGGAGGGCGGCAUUAACAUGGAGGGCAUCACACUAGAGAACUUGCAGCUGAUGUGACCCAGUUCAUAACAGAUCAGGACUUCAAGUGAUAAGAAAGAAAUAGUUACACACAUAUGGAUAUUAAAUAGAAAGCUAAUGGUGUGGACAAAUAUCAAAUCCUAACAGUUAGCAUCGCUGCAAAGGAGAGAGCCAAGAGUGAUUUAAUGACUGGCACUCUGUGAAGCUGUGAAGUCCCGCUGGGUCUAAAAUAACAGUGUUAUAAAUUAAAUAACUUGAUGCAAAAGGCAUUUUUUCUGUUGUUCCAUUUUACAAAAGAUUAAAUAUAUUUCAGGACAAAAUGUUCUCGAAAGGAACUGUCAGAAAGGUUUAAACACAAGUGAGCAAUCUGCUCAGGCACUAACAUGGAGAUGGGCAAGGAGAAUCAGUGCUACGUAAAAUGUAUCAGUCUUGCCUCUUAAGAUAUGUAGCUGUCUGCUAUCUGUUCACAUUCUCAUGACUUCUUUUUUACUUUGCUUUACAUUAUCUGUAGGAUAUGUUGUAAAUAAAAAUUAUGUACUUGUUUUUUAUAA